AUGAAAAAAGAUGUAGUGAAACCUCCCACAACUACCCGUGGUGUCAAUAUACAGUUAUCGUCCAAGAAAGAACAACAACAAUAUCAAUAUCAUCAACAUCAACGUGUGGAUAAUUUAAUGUCUACCGUCACGUCUCUCUCAAGCACGGGCUUUUUCCGUGAUCGCGUCACCUCUACAUUUGAUCGCAUGCAGGAACGAAAUGCACAAGAGCGGUCUGACACUCUCACCCGUCCACUCUCCGCCGUCCCUGCACAGGAGGAAAUAAACACCAUGUCCCACCGUUCACGAGAUCCAAUGGUCUCUCUUGCGGUAUUAGAGCAAAUGCGAUUGGUGUUUGAUUUAUAUGAGUGGCGACAACAGCGACAACAUCAUAAAGGACUUUCGUAUGAAAAAGGAGACACUUAUGGAGAUAGUGUGGAAGAAGAUAUGGAGGCUAUGAUGCGAUGGAAACGACAACAGGAUGAACAGCAGAAAGUUCAACGUCUUUUGCGUGCUGAACGUGAACGUGGAAGUUUACAUACUCGAACAACAACAACCACAACAAGUCCUAAUGAUGGUGUUAUUCCUGGUAUUCCUUUUUCUGUAUUUGAACAAGAAAUUGUUGAACCUUUCUUUGAUGCCCUUUUUCCACCUGAACGUUCCACACGACCUAAUACUUCCACAGUAUUGGAAAGUUUACAUGGGGAGAUUAGUUCUUCUUUAUUAAUGGGAAGAUCUGCAUUGCGGCAUAUUUCUGCAAAAUCCAUGACCUCUGCGUAUACUUCAUACCAGCGACGACGGCCAAGUCAUGUAGAGGCGGCACAGAAUCUUUUCUGUGUAAUGGAUACCAACGGUGAUGGAUUACUCUCAUGGGAUGAAUUAAGUACCUACAUUUUACAAAGUGGACAACGAUUACUUUUAUCAGAGGAGUAUGGAGAUGAUACAGGGAGUGCUAUAACGAGAUCGGAUGAUAGAGGUAUGAUGGGAAAAAAUAAAACAGAUACCAUUACCGAUUAUGCUGGUCGUACAUUACGAUUUACCCCAACACCAGCGAAUUCCACACCAUGGCAACAACAAUAUCCUCUUGUACGUUACUUAUAUCAUACGGAACCUAUUAGUCAUCUCAUCUUUGCACAUCGUGGUAGACGAUAUGUUACUGCAGCGUGGGAUGGACUGGUGAAAUUAUGGCGUGCAGAUCCUCGUCUAGCGGAUGCUUCUGGUAAACCAGCUAUUGUGCAUGAACGUACAAUCUUUGCAGCUGGUGCUCCUAUUAUAGAUAUUGUAUUAGCUCCAGAAUCCCUUGGAGAUGCAGAGGUGCUUGUGGUAGCUUCUAUGGAUGGAACUGUAACACUACUACGUCUUGGCACAGGUGAGGUACUCAAAACUUUUAUUGGUCGAUGUUUGGAACAAACAAUUACUUCUAAUAUACGUUGUGUCUCUUCUACAACAGGUCAUAAACGUUUAUGGCGUCCAGAAAAUGAAAUAGACUCUGUAGCAAUAGAAAGUGAUAUUAGUAAUAGUACAGAGAAUGCAGCUAUCGUUAUGCGACCUCAAUUUAAAGUUCGUGCCUAUCAUCGUGAGGCGAUUGAAAUGUUUUUUACUGAUGUUUCCAAAUAUUUUACUGGACUGGAUGUAGUGGCCCCAACAUAUGAACAUCUUGAAAGACGUCGACCUGUAAAGGCAGAUGUAUUAAUGGGUUUUGGUAGUGAACCUGGUGCAUUGGGUGAUUGGAGUUGUGGUGAUAAUAAUCGAAGUAUGAAGGGAAGUACACCGCGGGAUACAAGUGCUACCACAAUGUUACCAUCAUCAUCUUUUUUCACUCCACUUGUUAGUGGUGAGGAGUUAAUGAGGGAGAAGUAUAAGAAAAAGGAUGAAGAGGGAAAAAAGGAGAAGGUAAAAAAAGUCCAUAAUGAUAAUGAUGAUAAGGCUAAUGUUGAUAUGGAUAUUGAUGGUAAUGCUGAGGAGAAGAAGGAUGAAGGUGAGAUGGAGACAGAGGAGGAGGAUCAUACGAAUAAGAAGAAUUCAACUAAGAAAGAGGAUAGUACUCCUAACCAAAAGAGAGACACGAUGGAUACUAAAAAAGGUAAUGAUGCUGAAGGUACUAAAGAUGAUGAUAACAACAAUAAUAAUAAUAAUAAUAACAAUAACAAUAACAACAAUCCAAUACCACGAAAACAAGAGGGAAAGGGAAUGAAUCAUACUCUCUCUGAACCACUACGACAUCAUCAGUCCAAGAAUCGUGGAGGUGAGAAAUCUUGGUUUGCACGUUCUGUUGCUGUGGCCAAAUAUGAAAAGACGAAUUCUUCUUCUCUUCUUCCUACUGGUGCACUUCUCUUUCUUGGAUUUGAGACUGGAGUUUUGCAAAUAUAUUGUAUGCGACAACGGUGGUUUUCCAUAUCAAACCUUUCAUUAACAAGAGUAGAACCACCAGAAUUACAUGAACCAGUAUUCACAUUAACUUUACAUCGUGCUGCUAUUACACGUAUUAUUCCAAGUGAAUCUCAUGAUCUUUUAAUGACAGCAAGUGAUGAUGGUACAGUGGUAAUACGACAUAUUAGUCGUAUGCAAGUACCAUUUGUAACUCUAGGAGAUUGUAUUCUAUCAACUUCUCCUUCUACAUCUACACCUAUUCAUAGUGCUGGACAUACCAAACGUAUUACAUGUAUGUGUUGGAAUUCAGCAAGAAGUCUUAUUGUAACUGGUGGUGCAGAUCGUCUUGUUAUGUUUUGGAUGGCUUCUUCUUCUCGUCCACUCUACCGUGUAGACCUUCGUACCUUUUCAACUAGUUCAAAUAUUAGUGGUUACCCUAUUGAUGUUUCUUUUUUACAACCUCCGAGGUAUCCACUUUUGUUAUUAGUACUGGAUUCAAGACGUAUAUUAUACUUUUUUGAUUGUGUCUCUUUUCAAUGUUUACAUAUGAUGAGUGAUGAUAGUCCACAAUCACUUCGAACAGGAGAAUUACUACGUGCACGUUAUGAUAUUGUAGAUGAUCGAAUUAUUCUUGGUGGUCGUUAUAUACGAUUAUGGGAUAGUCAACAGAAUGAUGAAUAUCCAGAUGACUACCGUGGACACCGUCGUCCAGUUGUGGCUCUUGCUUUUCAACAAACAUGGCGUUUCUUUGUUAGUGCAGAUGAUGCUGUUAUUAUUAUAUGGAAUGUAGAGGUGGUAGAUUUAUUGGCUACACAAAGUGAUCCUUCUAGAACUGGUUUAAACACAGCAGAAGGUAAAAUGAAUAGCAGCAGGGAUAUCAAGAAUCUUGAGGAAAAGUAUCAUCAUAGUAAGAAAAGUGAAGAAUCUGUAUAUGAGGAUAAUGGAGAUGGACAUGGAGUACAUCAUCAGCGACGAAUGAAAAGACGUUCUACAGCAAAGAUGGUAGAUGCAGGAUCUCGUUGGGCUUUAGCGACUGCAGUAACGAGAUCAUGGCGUGUAGAAGGAGGAAUUGGCUGUCUUACAUUAGAACAAACCGAUUCAUCCCAUUUAUUCGUUUCACUUCUCCGAGAACGACGUAUUGUGGAAUAUAAUAGUUUUAGUGGAUCUCCACUAAGAACAUUUGAUUUCCCUACAGGUAUGGAAGAAGUUGUUUCAGUGGCAUGUAGUGGUAUAGGAGCUGGUGGUUUAUUUCUUAAUCCUGUCUCUUUUCUCUGUGGAAGCUUUGAACGAGAACAAUCCCCAAAUGGAGUUACGGCACUUUAUACCUUGUCUAUGGAAGGAGCGGCUAUGUUGAGUGCUGGUGUAAGUGCUAGUGAACAUCGUCGUAUAGUAACAAGUGGUGUUGGGGUUUCAUGUUCUACUAUUGUCUCUACACUGGGUAUUGUGGUUAUUGGACACCGUGGUGGGAUUAGCAUCACUCCAUUAGAUGAAGCGACAACAUGUCCUAUUGCCUGUAUACGAUUGACAGAUCGUCCUGCAAAGAAAAAAGUUGAAAAGGGAAAAGAUACACGAAAGGUUGAGGCGGCAACUGCAACAGAACUUUCUAAACAGAGUACAUUACACGAAGGAGGGAGUUUAGCUAAUACUAUUGUUAGUACUAGUAAUGGAGUUGCUGCUGGUGGUAGUCGUAGGGGAAGUAUAAGUAAACAACGACGUUCUCUGGGAAUGCCAGAAACUCGAAAUUUACACGGUGAACAUUGUCGAGCAUCCCCACCUCUUGAUCUUGUUGCACUUUUUCCUGGUCCUCUUAUUCAAGAUCCCGUUGCCAUCACACGAGAAUGUAUGCAACAGCGAGAACGAUAUUUGUUUUACACAGAUUCAUCCUCUGCAAAUGUCUCUACUCGACCAUCAUUUACAGGUUUAUCUGCUGGGGAUGAAGGUGGUGAAGGGACGAGUACCCGUGAUACUCUGAGUACAGAAGGAGGAGGUCUUAAAAAUGUUGGUAAAGGUGAUGAUUUACCUCCUCUUUUGUUAUUUUCAGAAGAAUUUAUUGCAUCUUCUUCUGCAUUUGGUGGUAGUUUUGGUGUAUUUCUACGGGAACAACUCGCAACACUUGGCUUUGUGGGUCAAGUUGUUCCUAUUGGAUUAGAAACGGAUUAUCUUGCAAGUGGAAGUGAUGAUGGUUUACUACAAGUUUGGAAUCUACGAACUAUGUCAGAGGUGAUGCGAUUUCGGGUAACCCAUACCUUUGAUGCGGUAACGGCACUUGAAGUAAGUCGAGAUGCAUCCCAUAUCGCUGUGGGUGAUGCUAAUGGAUAUGUUUUAUUAUUAGAUGUAAAAAAUGUGGAUUGGAUGUCAUCAGUACCAUUGGAAAUGUGUACAGAUAUUGAAAAUGGUGUACAAUUAUUACAGCGUUGGAGAGGACAUCGACAGGAAGUGACAUCUGUACAAUUUGUACGUGCCUCUCAAUCUGCUGGACAUCGUGAUGCGUCUAGUGGAUUCACACUACAUCGCUCUUCACAUGUCAUGAUGCCUCCCUUUACAAGAGCUACAACUCCUUUGGCCAGUAGUAGUGGUGCUGGUGCUGGUGCUGCUGAUGAGAGUAAGAAAAGUAAAAGUGAUAGUGUUUCCAUAAGUACUACUCCUUCUCCCAUAUUUCUCUGUACAAGUAGCGAGGAUAGCUACAUCUAUGUAUGGUGUUGGGAAGCAGGUCCAGGUCUUGGUGGUUAUGUACAUUGUAUUGGUUGCUUUGGUGGUGGUGUAGAGAAACUAGCAAAACCACCACUUGAUAAAUUAACCGAUAGUGCAUGGAAAGUAAUGGAUGUGGUACGAAAAGCAUACAUGAUGGAACGAUUACUUUCUCCUGGUGGUGUACUUUGUGUACCAAAUGUCCAUGGCGCCAUUCACAGUGCGGCAAAUGUCAUUAUGGAGGAUAUACGAACUGUAAAGUCAGGUCGUCCAUUACUCCAGCGAACAACAUCAACAACUACAACAACACCAAAUGAAAAGGGUUUAACCCCACAACGUCCUUCAAUGGUACGAGACCGCAGUCGUCUUCGCAAUCGAAGUUUUCGAACUAGUUUGGUACGACGUAGUAUUGCUGCCCACAACAAUCCUGGUAAUAAUGAUGAUAAUUACGGGAGUGGUAUUUUUCAUUCAAGUUAUGUCUUGGCGUUUGAAGAGGGACUCUAUCAUGAACGUAGUCUUGUUGAUCUGUUGGAGCGACUAUUGACGGAAAUUCGGAGUGCUGAGAAGAGUAAACCCAAUCUCUCUACUGUGAGUUCGAGACCUGGUGAACUGCGGGGUCUGGAAGACUCGCGAAAAUCUCUCGUGUUGCCCCCUAUUACCAGUAUUCUAGUAGAUAAAAGUGUUCCCUCAGCUGUCUCUGGUGUUGGUGGAGGUGUUGGGGCAACUGCUGUUACUACUCCUGUUGUUAGUCUCGCCACUACGGUUACGAAUGUUACUAUUAAUCCUGUUCCUAGUAACACUCCAACGAAUACUAGUAUGACAGCUACGCCUGCUCCUAGUCUAGCUGCGACAACAGUUAAUAUUAGUACAACUCCUGUUGUUAGUCUUGCGGCGACGGCUACUACUAAUAUUACUGUUACGCCUAGUGCUAGCCUUACGCCUAGUGCUAGUCUUGGUUUGACGGGUGUGAGUGAAGAAGGAAAGGGGAAACAAAUGCCGGGGGAGUUUCCAUUUGCUCCAUCACUCUCUGCCGCAGUUAUCUCAUCAUUAAGAGAUGAAUCACCACAACCACAACCACCACAAGCAGAAACCAUGGUAGAUACAGUACAAUCAUCCCACUCACCGCAUGCGAAUGUCUCCCCCUUCACGAACUACAGUUCUCCAAUUCUGCAAAAGACUCAACCGCAAAGUAGUGCCACACAGCAAGAACAAAAUCAAACACAAUCACAGCAACAACAAAAACAACAACAACAUGAAGAGGAAGAAGUAUCAUCGCCGUCGCCAAUAGCACCAUCACCUGUGCUUCUUUUAAAUGCGGAGGCAGCAGUGUUUCCUGAGCCAUCUGCACUGUUAGCGAUGGCAGCAGCUGAAGAAUGGAGUUGUCUUCCUCCUGUUACUGUAAGUUAUGCAACAUCUAUGCCACUUCCUCGCGCACGCGGCCGCGGUGCCUUACAGCACGCAAGACGAGCGCAUCGUUCUUCUAUUUUGGAAGGACUUCCACUUCUCUCUCAAGUGAUUGGACUACCGGCUGGUGAACGUGAUGGGCGGCAGAGCCAUGGGGUGAAAGUACUGUUAAAGGAAAAGAAGACACGUCGCCCAUAUUAUACCUUUUUUCUUGAACGAGCAAGGGAACAGGCAGCAGAGUCUAAAACAUUUUCAGCAAAUUUGCAAGAGAAGGUUACUUCUCAAAAAGGUGGUAGUAGUCGUCGUCAUCGAAAGAAUCAAUCUUCUCUUUGGGGUCCUACACGUGUAAUGGGAACACUUAUGAAUUGGCAUGCACCAAGAGUAGCAUCCGCUUUAAAACGAAGGUCUAAUACUACUCUUACUAUUGCUUCUAGUACUAUUUCUACUAGUCCUACACCUUCUGUAGCUGGUAAUGUUCCUGUUACUAGUGGUAGUAAUCGUGUUAAUAGUGGAGGUGGAAGUGUCUCCUCUAAGACGGCUGAAAGUGAAUCUGUGUUAUUUCCACUGCCUCUAUUUAUUCCACUCACACUUGGCAUUGGUUGCUCUCAAACGAUGUCUACUACACUUGAGGUAAGCAAAGGUAAGAGUGUGGUGGUAGUGCUGCAGGAGGAGAUGGAAGCCAUGAAAGAAACCCUGCAGGCCACUAUGCGGGAAAAACAAUUACUACUCGCACAGGAACGAGCGGCUUCUCAAGCUAUUGGUGGAAAUAAACGUCGUUCAAUUACCGGUACAAGGUAA
This is a messenger RNA of Trypanosoma theileri, 7239 nucleotides long. RefSeq lists its product as uncharacterized. The record is from RefSeq and is a predicted model, not a curated record. The coding region runs from base 1 to 7239 and encodes 2412 amino acids. The transcript has a single exon. Lineage: Eukaryota; Euglenozoa; Kinetoplastea; Trypanosomatida; Trypanosomatidae. Gene Ontology annotation, molecular function: protein binding; calcium ion binding.